GAUCCCCUGCUUGCAUCAGUUUCACUAUUCCCUGUGCUCAGACUGUUUCAUUUUAACCCGUUUUUGCUCAAGGUGCCUCAAGAUAUUAAAUAUCCGUCCUGCUCAGGAGAGGGAGGUGUCAGAAUGAAGAAGGGUGGGACGGAAAAGUUUGACCGUGGUAGAACGGAGCUGAGAAGUUCUGGUUCUCGAGGUCGAUUUCGGAGCGAGGAUCCUGGAGCAAACCAUAGCUUUGUUGAAUCAACCCUCUCCGAGAUUCGGAGUAGGCACGGGAGCACGGAGAAAAUUUCAUCCCAUGAAAUAGAUGAGUUGCUUGGGCACAUUAGAAGAUCCAGAUCAUCUAGUGUUGAUUAUGGGUUAGGUUCAGGAAAAGGCGUGGUGCUUCGACCUCCACCCCCGCAGUUCACGCCCCCACCUUUGCCUAAGGAUACAUUCCUUCCGGAUUCAACUCCAUUUGGCCCGUCCUUGCGUAGGACAAGAUGGGAGAAUAAAGAAACUAUGGAAAAAGAGGAUCUUAAGCAACCACUAAAUCAAGCUUCACACCAAACCGUGUCCCAGUUUUUUGAAGCAAGAUACGAUGGUUCAAUAUCUGAUGGUUCUCCAUCAACACCGGACAAUACGGAUAAAUCAAGUCUGAUUCAGCUAGAUUUGAAGGAACAAAAACGGACAACAGAUCAGAAUAUACCUUCUCUUACCCGAGCUAUCAGAACGAAGAAAGGAGUGGAGAGAAGAUAUAAAGAUAUGAGAGAACCAAGAUUGAAACCUACGGAGGACUGCGGCCAUGAAUUAAAUGAUAAUGAAGAAUUAUCAAUGAUUGGCAGAUCGGAUACUAGGAAUAUGAGUUCGGCAAGCAUGACUAAAUAUGAAUCAAAUUUAGGCCUUGGCGAGGAUUCUUGCAAACGGGAACCUAGCCAAACAUGUUUCACAUUUCCAGCAAAAUCUGAUCACGACAAAGAAUGUGAAAGAACAUCUCCACUUAAUGCACACAGUGGACGCAAAGUGCCAGAGUCAAAAUUUCAUGGUUUUUUGAAAGAUGCUUCAACAGAAUCUGGAGAUUCUGAUAAACUGGUCGGAGCAACAGAUCUGGUCAAAGAUCUGAGGAGAAGGCUAGAAACCAUGACUAUGGAACUGGAGAAGGUUCAGGCUGCUACGGAUAGACUCUCCUUCCAGCUCAAUUCAGACCAGGACUCUCCUCAGCUCAAUUCAGACCAGGACUCUUCUCAGCUCAUUACAGAUCAGGACUCAUCCCGGCUCACCUCAAACCCGAGCUUUUCUCCGAUCAAUUCAGAUAUGGAAGCGUCUCAGUUCAAUUCAAAACUGGACUUCUCAAAGUUCCAAUCAUACCAAUCACCUCAGAUUAGAUCAUCGCAGCUCCCAUCUCAGUUCUGCUCAGACCAAAGCUUCCUUAAAUCCAACCUUGACGAGAAGUCUGAAACUAAGAAUGCAUACUGUGACCAAAUUAACGUCGAGAAACCCAAGGAUGAUAAGAAGAAACCUGGCAGGCUGGCAGACGAGAGAAAAGAGGAAGGUAACCAACUCUAUAAACUCAAGAACUACAGAGAUGCCUUGCAGAAAUACUCAGAAGCCAUUGAUCUGUGCCCUCAGUGCGCCGCGUUCUAUACCAACAGGUCAGCCUGCUAUCUCAUGCUGGGUCAACCUAAGCAGGCCCUGGAGGAUGCUAAAACCGCCACUAGCAUAGAACCUGAUUUCAACAAAGGGUGGAGCAGGGUUGCUAAAUGUAGCUUAAUGUUGGGAGACUCUGUGACGGCUCGACAAGCUCUGCAGCGCGCUGGUCAGGACGGAGACCCAGAGAUGAGGAAUAUAGAGAUACUGGAGAAACUCAAGACGGAUACAAACAACGCUUACAACACGAAAGACUUCAGAAAGGCUUUGUACUAUAUCGACAAAUCACUGGAGAUCGCUACACACUGCUACUCCCUUAAAACGUCCAGAGCUGAAUGUUUGGCAUUCCUUGGCAGGUAUGCAGAAGCCCAGGAGGCAGCCAACUAUGUUCUCCAGUUUGAUAAUAUUAACGUCGACGCUAUCUAUGUACGCGGUCUCUGUCUUUACUACGAGGAUAACGUGGAUCGUGCGUUCUCUCACUUCACCCAGGUUCUUAGGCUGGCUCCUGAUCAUCUCAAAGCUAAGGAAAUUUACAAGAAAGCUAAAGCUCUGAAGCAGAAGAAGGAAGAAGGAAACACAGCGUUUAAAGCUGGUCAACUUGAUGAAGCGUACAGUUUAUACAGUGAUGCUCUGUCCAUUGAUCCGUUGAACAAGACAACUAACUCUAAAAUCUACUUUAACCGGGCUACAGUGUCCGCCAAGCUGAAGAAACUGGAAGAUAGUAUAGAAGACUGUAGUAGAGCCAUAGAUCUAGAUCCAUCAUAUACCAAGGCAUAUCUCAGGAGAGCAAAGAGUUACAUGGACACAGAGCAGUAUGAAGAUGCAGUCCGAGAUUAUGAAUCUGUUUUCAAAACUGAUAGAUCCAACAGGGAGUACAGACAAUUGUUGCAAGAUGCUAAACUUGAACUCCGUAAAUCUAAGCGUAAGGACUACUACAAGAUCCUGGGGGUUGGUAAAGCUGCUAAUGAUGAGGAGGUAAAGAAAGCCUACAGGAAGAGAGCCAUGGUUCAUCAUCCUGAUCGACACUCUGGAGCCACAGAGCAGGAGAAGAAGGAUCAUGAACAUAAAUUCAAGGAGGUUGGGGAGGCCUAUGCUGUUUUGUCGGAUGAGAAGAAAAGAAGAAUGUAUGAUAGUGGACAAGAUCUAGAUGAUGCUGGUGGUCAUGGAUAUCAGGAUAUAGAUCCUAACAGUAUAUUCCAGGCGUUCUUUAACGGAGGUAUGGGAGGUCAUGGAGGCAUGGGAGCUCAGCACUUCAACUUUGGAGGCCCUGGAGGAGGCGGCGGAGGACAUCAGAAUUUCUCCUUUCAGUUCGGCUAAGAUUGUGAAACCUCUGGAGGGCCAAGGGUAUUCUGAAACCUCCAAGUUUAGGCCGAGGUUACUAAUAUCACUCAUUAACUGUGGUGUUGGCAUCCUAAACCUUUAACUGAGUCUUUAAGGACAACUUCUCCGUUGUGUUCAACCAUAUUUGUAAUUUAUAUAAAUAAUAAAUAUAAGACCAGCAUGGUUUCAUAAACCAUGUUACUCUUCACCAUGCAACCAUAGUUGUGAUUAAAAUAUAUAAAUUAGUUUUGA
Eurytemora carolleeae is the source of this 3192-nucleotide messenger RNA. It is a transcript of the gene Tpr2, whose product is annotated as dnaJ homolog subfamily C member 7. Lineage: Eukaryota; Metazoa; Arthropoda; Copepoda; Calanoida; Temoridae. The transcript has 14 exons. Gene Ontology annotation, molecular function: protein binding. The record is from RefSeq and is a predicted model, not a curated record. Bases 124 to 2937 code for a protein of 937 amino acids.